Molecule: messenger RNA, 1435 nt
Organism: Melitaea cinxia (Glanville fritillary)
Lineage: Eukaryota; Metazoa; Arthropoda; Insecta; Lepidoptera; Nymphalidae
Product: ras association domain-containing protein 10
Exons: 4
Coding region: 1-1275 (424 amino acids)
Source: RefSeq, a predicted model, not a curated record
AUGGAGGCAUCAUCUUCAGAUUACAGCGAUGAAGAGGUAGGCGUGUUGGCCCGUGGACAAAAACUUUGGGUCCGGGGUGUUCGCGCACAUACCACGUGUGCUGACAUCGUCCGAGCAUUACAAGGCGCGCCUGAAGCUGGAGGUUUGAGUGAUCAAGGCGAAUGGGUUUUAGCAGAGCGAUGGCGAGGGGUUGAACGACCUCUACCACCAGAUAUCCCAGUCUUACACGUCUUAGCUGCUUGGGGAGAUGCUAGACAUGAGGUUCGUUUGUCCCUUCGGCGUUUGUCGAGUGGCGGCGAAGACGAUUCCGGUCGUGACAGCGAUGGCGGCAGUCGAGCUAGAUCUAGAAGAAGGAAGAAAGGCGUACGAGCUGCUACUCCACCCCCUAGAUCUAAAAGCGAAGACCCUGCAGCAAAACUAGUGUCUGUGAUUCAGCACCAGAGCAGAACAAUACAUCAGCAACUCGACAAACUUAGGGAACAGGAAAAACUGAUCGACCAUCUAGAAGACCAGACGCAUAAAAAUCGAAUGGAGAAACACGGAACCAAUUAUCUCCUCGAAUCCUACCUCCGGGAUUUGGGAAGAUCCAGCGAACAGAAUGAUAGUCAAGCAGGCAAUAGCGAUAGCGGUGUUGGGGUAGGCAGUGGAACACCUCCAAGAAGGCAUACCAAACACAAAUCCAGAAGAGAAAGGCACCUCAUGAGAGAACAUUACUUCACUAAAGAACUCACAGAUAUCUGUCAAGUAAAUUCCGAAAGACUAAUGCAAACAUCGAACGACACAGAUUCAGACGUCUCAGCAGAUGAAUUAUCGCGGAUAAGAGAAGAAAUCGAGCUAUUAGAAAAACUGGCGAUUAUAAACAAAAGAUUACAUCGUGAAGAGGAACUAGUCGUGAGACUAACGGCGAAAGUAAAACGGUACGUGGACGAGAAUAAAGCGAAUAGCUGCGAAAACGUGUCCCAAGUAACGAUGCUUAUGAACAAAAUUGAGGAAGACUUAGAAAAAACAACGAAAGAAAUGCAAGAAAAUACAAUGGAGAUAGAAAAAGCUGACAAAGAAAUUGAGUUCAGAAUGAAACUUUUGGACGAAUUGACGAUAGAAUUGGAAAAAGAGGAAUUACAGAAUACGAUAUUAGAAAGGCAGUUGCACGAAGCGUCGAGUCGACAACCGAUUAUUCUGCAAGAGAGCUACAUUCCUGUCCUGGACCAAACAACCACGAGCCAACCGAACUUCAAUUACAGUGGCAACGGCUACGUUUUAGACACUCUUGUAUGACAUAGAAUAAGAAAUAUCGAAUCAGUCCAAAGAUCUGCUUUGUAAUUACCAAUAGCUUCCAGUUAGAAGAGUGAUCAUUUCCCAAAAUCGUCCCAAAAUUAAAUUAUAGAAUUUAAGUUACGUUAAGUUUAUAAUGAAUGGUGCUAAGUUGUUAUAUAGA